UCUGUUUUCUCUCACUUUUCUCCGAUCGUAGGUCAACUAUUUUCCGGCGAUCUUCUUCCGAUUUUUCAACCCGGAGCUUUUGUCAAACUUUUUGUCUCAGAGGAAACAUUACAAUGUCAGAUCCAAAAGUGAAUGCUGUGGAGGAUGCACUAGUUGCUGAUGCCAAGAGCUCACAAAUUCAAUUAGCCAAGGACGAUACUUCAGGUGGAACCAUACUUGGAAGGUUACUGCAGUGCCAGUGUUGUUCAAUGACCCAUAAGUUCUGGGAGACUCAACCUGUUGGGCAGUUUAAAGAUAUCCAGGACACGAGUUUGCCUGAAGGCCCAAUUGAGCCCGCAACUUUGGUGUCUGAGGUCAAGCAAGAGCCGUACAACCUUCUUGGUCAAUUCGAAUGGACCAUAUGCGAUGUGAACUCUGAUGAUGUGUGUUCAGAGAUGUACAACUUUCUCAAGGAAAACAAUUCUGAAGGGGGAUAUAUCAAGUAUAAUUACUCCAGGGAGUAUUUAAGGUGGGCAUUGUGUCCACCUGGUUAUUACCAGAGCUGGCAUAUUGGAGUCCGUGUCAAGACCUCGAAGAAACUUGUUGCUUUCAUCAGUGGUGUGCCAACAAGAAUCAGGGUGCGUGAUGAGGUUGUUAAAAUGGCAAAGAUCAAUUUCUUGUGUGUUCACAAGAAGCUCAGGUCUAAGGGACUUGCUCCUCUCAUGAUCAAGGAGUUGACUAGAAGGGUUCACUUGCAGAAUAUAUGGCAAGCGGCUUAUACCUCACGUCAUAUACUUUCUAGGCCAGUCACCAGCUGUAGAUACUGGGUCAGAAUGUUGAACCCGAAGAAGCUAAUCGAUGCUGGGUUGACAAGGCUUCGUGACAGAAUGACAAUGAGCAGGACUGUCAAACUUUACAAGUUACCAGAUGCACCGAUCACUCCUGGAUUUAGGGAAAUGGAGCGACGUGAUGUCCCUGCUGUUACAGAGUUGCUCAAGAACUACCUUUGCCAGUUUGGAGUUGCGACUGACUUUGAUGAAAACGAUGUCAAGCACUGGCUUCUCCCAAGGGAAAAUAUCAUCGACAGUUACUUAGUAGUAAGCCCUGAAACUCAUGAUGUCACUGACUUCUGCAGCUUCUACACUAACUCUACAACUAUCCCCGGUAACCGGAAAUACACGACAGUGAAAGGUGCUUAUUCUUACUGCAAUGUAUCGACACUGACCUCGUUACCCCAACUGAUGAAUGAUGCACUAAUCGUCUCGAAGCAAAAAGGUUUUGAUGUGUUCUACGCGUCGGAUGUGAUGCAGAAUGAGAGUUUUUUGAAAGAGUUGAGGUUUUAUCCAGGAUGUGGACAGGUGCACUACUAUCUCUACAAUUACCGUUUGAGAAAUGCAUUGAAGCCAUCAGAACUUAGGAUUGUUCUCUAGUACUGUUGAAACCGCUGUUACCGCUCCCCAAUGUAAACAACCUAUGAUCAUUAAACCAAUGUGUAGCCUAAGAUUCCUCUUCCUAGAUAUCAUUUGCAAGUAAUAUAAACAAAAGUUUAAA
Messenger RNA from Arabidopsis arenosa, 1530 nucleotides. The record is from the annotation of a GenBank genome assembly. NCBI's taxonomy places the organism in Eukaryota, Viridiplantae, Streptophyta, Magnoliopsida, Brassicales, Brassicaceae.